AUGUCCCUCCGCGCGGGCUCCCCCGCUGUGCUGGUGUGCCUGGUGUUGUUGUUGCUCCCCCAGGUUCACGCCUUUGGUGCGGGUAACAUCGCCUCGAUUUCUGCGAUCGAGGGCAAGAACUGGCGCCACGGCGACAUCGAAGAUGUGCUCAGGACGCUCGCCUUUAUCUCCGGCCACAAAUGGACCUCGACGAUGAUCAAGCGGGUCUACUUUGGGAAUUGGCUGCGCGACUACUCCCAGGCUAUGGAUGUCGGCACCCUGAAGAAUCUCCAGGCUGACACCAUCCGUAUCCUGGUGUGGGUCCUCUCGUUCCUGAGCUUCGGUUACGCGACGGCCGAAUUCGAAGUCACUUUGGACCGGCUGGGUGUCUAUCGCCCCGAAGAACAUAUUGACAACCCCAAGGAUUACGCCGACAACGAAGAUGCGCGCCAGUAUGAUAAGCGACUCCGCCCGCCUGUGCGCACUGUCGAGUUGGAAAUCGACCCGGACACCGGCAUGAAGAACUACAUUGCCAACGAGCGGGGCGACUGGGACACCAGUGCCGCCUAUGUCAAAUACAGUCUGGGUCGUAGCAUCCACUAUGGGCGUUUGUACACGAGUGGGGGACAUGGACAGCGGAAAGGCAACGAGGAGGACCUGUGCGAAGCGCUGCGAUGCCUGGGCCAGGGACUGCACACGCUGGAGGAUUUCGCGGCGCACACCAAUUACUGUGAACUGGUUCUGCGCGAGAUGGGGUUCAUGAAUGUCUUCCCGCACACCGGCACGGCGACCCAGUGCAAUAUCCGCGGGCACCACGUCUUCCCGCUGGUGACGGGCACCUUUGGAAUGGUCGAUUUCUUCCACUCCGUUCUGGGAGAGGCCACCGAUCACUUCACCCAGUCCGAGGUCAACGAAAUGGAUGUCGCACUUGGGGACGCCCAGAUGAGUUCCCAGUCAAACAACUCCCUCAACGCGCUCACGGGUCUCCUGGGCAAGGUCCCCGGGACUAAGGAGCUGGUGUCGGAGGCGGAAAGUCUGAAGCGCUCGUCCGAGGCGCAAGAGACGAGCAACCGCAGCCGGGGCUCACACACCGGCUACGUUCAAGCCGGCGGUUCUCGCGGUAUCGACGACCACGAAGGAACCCGCGCCUCUGGACCCAACCAGUCUUCUGGUGGUCUUGGCACUGGCCUGCAAGGCAUGCCCGACUUCAACCCGCAGGAGACAGUAGCCAAGAUCUACCCGAUCCUGGCCUUCCGCGACAAAGUGGUGCGGAAGCUGAACUCGAUCAUCGAGAAGAUCCCCGGGCUGGAAGCCGUGAUGGAGAAGAUCUCCGAGACGCUCACGGUGUUCAUCAUGUCGCUUCUGGCGCCUUUUAUCCGACCGCUUAUCAACGCAGCGUCCAAGUCGCUGCAGACCGGGUCGUCCGGUGUGAUCGACGCCUCGGGCAAGCACCAGUACGAGCCGUGGACCGACCCGACCUGCACCGACCCCACGCAUUCGCUGCUCUCCAAGGACCACUUUGCCAACAUUCUCAACGAGCCCGCGGGCCAGGUUGCCUCCGCCAUCGUGCGCUAUGCCGCGCCCCGUGUUCUGUACGCCUGGCAGCACCCCAAUGUCCCCGAGCACGAGGUGCUGGAGGAUUGCAUGCGCAUCUUCCACCACCCUGCCCUGCGCGAUAUGCGCAACGAGGCUCACCGCACCAUGUUUGAGGCUGUUGAGUCCUGGGUGCACGCCCGCUCCGACCGCGGCGCCGCCUUGAACGACAUCCUCAGCGCUGAAGGCGUCAGGUCUGGCCGGAACACCGGUGGUGUCCCCCACUCGCAUGGCGGUGGCCACGGCGGAUUCCCCGCUAUGGGUGGUGGCGCCCAUGGUGCUGCGCACGGCCAGGGCCAUGGUCACGGUAAUGCGGGCCAUCAGUCUUUCUUCCCCUCGUCGCAGCAGCACCAACAACCGUCGCACCAGGGCUCGUUGGGUCUUCCUUGGGAUAAGCUUUCUAGCCUGCCAAUCCCGGGCAUGUCGAACCUGAAUAAGCUGGAGAGCACUAUCUCCAACUUCAUUCCAGGUGGGCUGUCGCAUGGGCUGUCGAGAAGUGUAGAGGGCGAGCCUGGAAGCAGUGGCACUCACCAGCAAGAGGAUUACAACGCAUCGUCUUAUUCUCAUCCAUCAGGCGAGCACCAGCACCAGCAGCACCAGCAGUACCGACAAUACCAACAGCCCUCGCAGUACUACCCUAACCAGCACCAAGGACAUGGACAUGGUGGGCAUGGAUACUGA
Messenger RNA from Penicillium alfredii, 2253 nucleotides. RefSeq names its product Het-C domain-containing protein. Bases 1 to 2253 code for a protein of 750 amino acids. The transcript has 4 exons. NCBI's taxonomy places the organism in Eukaryota, Fungi, Ascomycota, Eurotiomycetes, Eurotiales, Aspergillaceae. The record is from RefSeq and is a predicted model, not a curated record.